This is a messenger RNA of Drosophila persimilis, 2895 nucleotides long. RefSeq names its product E3 ubiquitin-protein ligase Kcmf1 (gene Kcmf1). Gene Ontology annotation, biological process: synaptic signaling. The record is from RefSeq and is a predicted model, not a curated record. Bases 605 to 2410 code for a protein of 601 amino acids. NCBI's taxonomy places the organism in Eukaryota, Metazoa, Arthropoda, Insecta, Diptera, Drosophilidae. Gene Ontology annotation, cellular component: plasma membrane. Gene Ontology annotation, molecular function: zinc ion binding. The transcript has 7 exons.
GGCGCCUGUGAAUAACGUGCAAAGAACGCGAGAAAAGCAUUCGACGCAUAAGCUUAUAAAUAGUGACAAACUACAACAGCACAGCCUACUGUUAUUCCCAGCUGCCUGCCCAAUCAGCUUGCUCAAAGUUCUCAUCCAAGGGAGCUUUCUUUGACAAAAAGAAAGAAAAAAAUCGCACAUAGCGUUGCCAUAUAUCCGGGGGGAAAAAGCCCACGACAUCCACGAAAAGUUGAAAAUUUUCGCGACCAAAAAGUUAAAAAUAAAUGUUUACUGUUUGUGCUUAAUGUUAAAAUGGAGGAAAAAAGCUGAAAGAGAAAAGGGAAAACUGCAAUUGCCCCCUCAGCCGCAGCCGCAUUCAACAAAGUGUUAAAACUCCUUUGUAUCCUAAAUGUCUACAAUAUAGCAAUCUCGAACGAAUCAACCAAAACCCAACAUACACAGCCACUGAACCGACAGCACAAGUCCAAACAAUCAUCGUCCAUCACAAUCAUCAAAAAGAGGCGUGAAGAGAACCACAGAACCAACACAGAAACCCCCAUCUUCUCCUGGCACCUGUCAGCGGGAGAGGCUCUGUAUCGUGAAGUGUAGCCUGUGCUGCCGUAUAAUGAGUCGACAUGAAGGUGUCAGCUGCGAUUCAUGUCUCAAGAGCAAUUUCAAUGGACGCCGCUACAAGUGCUUAAUCUGCUAUGAUUACGAUUUAUGCGCCGAUUGCUAUGAGGAAGGCGUCACCUCCACUCGCCACCUGGUCGAGCAUCCUAUGCAGUGCAUACUUACCCGUUCCGAUAUCGAGCUAUAUUUCGGCGGUGAGAUGUUAACAUCGGAUCAGCCGCAGAGCUUCACGUGUCCCUACUGCAAGAAGAUGGGCUUCAGCGAUGCCACGCUGCUGGAGCAUGUCUCUGCCGAGCAUACGGAGACCAGUCUCGAGGUUGUAUGUCCGGUCUGUGCCGGACUACCGGGCGGUGAUCCGAAUCUAGUCACAGAUGACUUUGCCGGUCAUCUAACAUUGGAGCAUCGGCAGGGACCACGCGAGCUAAUAUCCUUUUUGGAUGAGCCAUCUGCCAUUCGUCAUGGCGGUGGAGUGCGUCGCAUCCCUGGACGCACUCUCGGCGGACCACGAACGCGUCGUUCCAAUAUGCACUUCAGCUCGUCGAGCGGUCUGUCGGCCUUGUCGCCCUCGGGUCGCGAAUCGGUUGAUCCCAUUGCGGAAUUGCUCUCUCAGCUGUCCGGCGUUAGACGCGGCGGCCCACCUACGUCGCAAUUGCAACAGCUACAGAUGCAGAUGCAGUUGGACAGGCAGCAGGUGACGGCAUCGCGCCAAAUCGAUCGACUGCCAAGGCGUGCGCAUCCCAUAGUCUCAACAUCGAAUUCGAAUGCCGCUAUGGCCGAGGUGAUCAGCGGCGGCGGAGGCAGUGGUGCAGUUGGUAGCGGCAGCAGCAACAGCGGCAGUGGAGGUUUAAGUGGCAGUGGUGUGACCGCACCGCCCAACCUGCGCACCACCGAGUGGCCGGUGACAGCGAGCUUCUCGACAUCGGCCAGCAAUCAUCAGCAGACUCAGUCGAGUCUGGCCGCCAAUAGCCUCAAUGCCAGAGAAGCGGUCGGCACUAGCAGCAGCUCAAACAAUGCCCUCGGAAUUAGUGUGGGCGUCGGUGGUGCGCCAAAUGGUAACGGCGCAAACGGAGCCACUGGCCAGGCGGCUGGUCAGGGCUCGACAGCUGGCGAGGCUUUGUUGUUGGCCCAAUUUAUGCAGCCUACACUCACAGAGGCUGAGUGGGCGAAUGUGGAGCGCAAGCGGGCAGAUCGCUCCAUGUUUGUGCAGUCGCUGCUGCUGUCGAUGCUAUGCACAGAGGCCCUGGACUUGAAUGCGUCCAAUGAAAGCAUCGAUGGCAUGGCCAAGAGUGAUAAUGUAAAUAAGGGGCAACAACAGCAGCAGCAGCAACAGCAGCAGCAGCAGGAGGAGGAGGACACUCUGCUGAACAACAAUGCCGAUGUGGAGCAGCAGCAGCAAGCACAGCCCGCCAUGGUGCGACAGGUGAAUCAAAUGCAACAGACCUCGCCCGAGGAUUUUGUUUGCGAUGAGUAUCGCUAUAAAAACAAAAAGGCCAAUACAACACAAACAAGUGGCACGGCAGGAGGUGUCGUCGGAGGAGGAGGAGGAGGUAUCGGUGGUGUUGGUGGUGGGGGAGGAGUAGCCGGAGCAAAUGCAGCUACUGGGGGUGCGGUUGGUGGAGCUGGCAGUAAGCCAACAGCUGACAGAGGCAUCGAAAGACGCGGCCGUCCGCCACCACCAGAGAUGGCCACGGGCUCCCAGCCGCCGCAGCAGCAGCAGUCCACGCCCGCAGCUUCCCAGCAGAAAUACAAACAGAAUGCAAAUUCGGCGGCAAACACAAAUCAAAUUCCCGACACUAGGUAGUGCCUCUGAUGAUCCAGAUGAUCGAUCACCACACCACACAACAGCAAAGAUGCAUCCACAACACCACAUGUAGCUGCAGCAGCCACAAAACAACAAAAAAUCUAUCACCACCACUACCACCACCAAUCCAACCAGAAGAAGAGCCACAACAGCAACAGCAACAAGAACUACAAGAAACACAGCCGUAUAUGUAACAACAAAAACAACCAAUCGUAGUAGGGAGAGUAAUGCUGCUGCUCCCCGGAGGCAGGCUCCCAGGAGUUCAAGGAGUUCCCGGGAGUACCGAUUCAUCUCUAGCAGCUGCCCGACGCAUCCGCCGCCGCAGCAAUUUCGUCAAAUGGAAAACUAUAUUAUGUAUCGUUUAUUAAAUAUAUUAAAAUUUAUAUAAUUAUAAAAAAAAACAGGAUGGAGAGAUGUGUGCAGCAAGAAAAUUAUUGUAAUCAUUGAAUUAAUUAUAAUUUAAAGAAACCACAAAAAACGAAAAA